AUGCUAAAGACCACUAUAAGCCUCUUCAAACAAGUCAUGAAGCCAUUAUUGUUUGCUCCAUCCUACCACUCACUCAUACUAUAUCAUCGUCUGGCUAGUAUCCCAUGAUUGAUCAUCUUGUGGGCCGUCCGAGUCCGUCUUGGAAACGCGCUCAAGUAUUUUUGGUGAUAUUCUUCUGGUUGUGGCGAAUUAUACGCGGGGGAUCUGGACCUCCAAGGCUGUUCUGGCUUAAGUCUGCAAAUCGAUUCCUGCAGAAAUUCACGCCAUGGCAACUCAUAGUCAGCACGCUUACUGCAGUGUAUGCAAUGCGCAAUUUUGACAAAAUUUUGGGCCUUGAGUCUCCUGAACCAUUACGAUCGCUGUAUUCGCCCAACUACUACAGAGCCACCUGGAUCACCACUGGUUUAGAUGCCGGGUUCGCUACAGCAAUGUCAAUUCGACCAAAGUGGUUGCGUGACAUAUGCGCUCUUGUAUUCUCAGCAUAUUACAUAGCAUACCCUAAUGAGGCGGACGAAAAGCUUCGUCGUUUCCGUGCUGUCCCUACCGUUGAAAUGCUUCGUUAUACUUGGGAAAAAACGUCCAACCCCGUCCUUCGUUUCUUCACUUCUGGGCCUUCUAUUGCCAUGCGCAAAAAGAUUCUUCUUCCCAGACCAACAUCUUCUAUGUAUCGACGUCCAAUAACAUGCUAUAUUUACUAUGCGGAUACACCGGGAAACCUCAAACAAUGUACUGAUUUGAUACUGGAUUUUCCCGGCGGCGGAUUUGUGGCAAUGUCGCCUGAGCAUCACGAAGAUCGACUUAGAAUGUGGGCUCGCGGCACAGGGAAAGCCGUAUUGGCUGUAGACUACGGUAAAGCUCCCGAAUAUCCGUAUCCCUUCGCAAUCGACGAAGCCUUUGAUACCUACCAAGUGCUUGUUGAGUCUGGAGGAUCGGCUAUCGGAAUGUCUGGAAAGAAGUUCAAUGUCGUCAUUACUAGCGAUUCUGCAGGAGCAACCCUUGCAGUGAACGUUGUGCUCAAAAUUUUGGAACAUAACAAUAUGGCACAUAUCGCUCGUAAAACGUCGAUGCCUCUUCCGUUGGCGCUCGUUUUGAACUACGCUGCGCUGGAUUUUAAUUUUACUUCUUGGAUGAAUGAAGAUAAUCUCCGCGUACUGCGCGCUGAAGAAUCGUCCGGUAAUUUACCAGGCUUGAGAGAGCUCGCUAAGCAGAAGGACCACCUAAAACACAUUUCUCCGCUCAGUAUGGUCGGCGACAGAGGCUCUGGAGAAAUCAAAAGACACAAAAGAAUCAAGCGAAAUAAUAGCUGGAAGGACACGCUCCGUGGCCUCACUACCAGUGGCAGCGAGAAAGAGGAUACGUCAUUAACCAGCUCACGAAAACCAAGUUUACGCCGUAUGACUUCUGGUCUCAAAACGCCACCGGGCGGACGUAUUUUCCUGCGUGAAUCUGUAGAGAACGAAGACUCAAGUAAUGACGAGGAUAAAGAUUAUACCCAACGCAAAGAGGAAGACCGCCCUCUACAGGCACGAGUGAAGCAUGUCUAUGCUCAUCCUACGCCCUCGGCGGCUUGGAUCAAAGCUGCGACAGAGAAACAAGAGGAACUUUCUGCAGCGCUGCUGGAAGCCGAUUCGGAAGCUGCACGAGCGAUGCCUUUUUCACACGCAGAUCAAAGAAAGAGGGAACCUAUAGGUGUCAGACUGACGAUGACCAGUCGGACAGGGUACUUUCAAGAUCGAAUUAUUUCUCCCAGUAUGAUGCGUGCUAUGGCCAUCUUGUAUAUUGGACCUCACCGAAAUCCUGACUUUAUGACUGAUUAUCAUCUCUCUCCAAUACUUGCACCGAACCAUCUCCUUGCUCAAUUCCCACCCUUACUAAUGCAAUGCGGCGAAAAGGAUCCAUUUGUGGACGAUACCGUCAUAUUUGCUGGACGUGUGAGAGAGGCCAAACGUGCCAGGAAGAUUGAGUUGGAUCUUGCGAUCUCGGGAAAAAGCGCACGAUUCGGGGAAACCCUCAGGAUGAGCUCAGUAGAUGCAAGCCAUGCAGAGAAUAUAGCUGCGAUGAAGAGGGAACGCGACAAGCUCGCUAGGGAGAGUGAAGACGACUGGGUACAGCUCGUGCUGUUCGCAGAGUGGUCUCAUGGAUAUCUACAAAUGGCCGCUCUCAUCCCCGAAGCCAAAGUGGUUAUCGAAGAUUUGGGAGAAUGGAUAGAUGACGUAUUCCUGCGAUACAGUGGGAAGGAAAACGGUGAAGACGAAGGCCCGACAGCAGAACUCGGGUUCACGAAACCGGCAUCUCCUCGACGGGAAUUGAAGUCAAACAACAACAAACGACAACCAAGCCCUUUCACCUCUGAGACCGAGAAUGACGACUCUGGGAUCAUUUUUCGACUCUACAAAGGUCGAUCCGACCAAACCCGCAAAAGUAGAUGUGAAAACUGAAGCCGAAGAAGAGAAGACGAUUGGACCUGAUGCAGAUGACGAGUAUGAGGUUGGAAAUAUUGAGGGGAUGAGAACGAGUAGCUCACGACAGGGAGGACAAAUCAUCAGCGAAAGCGAACUGAUGCGUCGCCGACGACUACUGGACUCACACAUCUUUAAAUAAAUGAAUUGGUUGUAAGGUGUACCAAAGUAGUAACAUAGGCACAGCUCUUCACAAAGUUGUCACUUUCAGAUCUUGCACAG
Molecule: messenger RNA, 2681 nt
Organism: Lentinula edodes (shiitake mushroom)
Lineage: Eukaryota; Fungi; Basidiomycota; Agaricomycetes; Agaricales; Omphalotaceae
Product: Alpha/Beta hydrolase protein
Exons: 14
Coding region: 105-2438 (777 amino acids)
Biological process (GO): triglyceride catabolic process
Cellular component (GO): cytosol
Molecular function (GO): sterol ester esterase activity; triacylglycerol lipase activity
Source: RefSeq, a predicted model, not a curated record